This is a messenger RNA of Rosa rugosa (rugosa rose), 960 nucleotides long. RefSeq names its product eukaryotic translation initiation factor 4E-1. Gene Ontology annotation, cellular component: eukaryotic translation initiation factor 4F complex; cytoplasm. The transcript is spliced from 5 exons. Gene Ontology annotation, molecular function: translation initiation factor activity; RNA 7-methylguanosine cap binding. The record is from RefSeq and is a predicted model, not a curated record. Gene Ontology annotation, biological process: translational initiation. Lineage: Eukaryota; Viridiplantae; Streptophyta; Magnoliopsida; Rosales; Rosaceae. Bases 92 to 790 code for a protein of 232 amino acids.
GAGAGUGAGAGAGAGAGAAGAGAGAAUCAAAACGCGAGAAAAGACGAACGAAACGGCAGAGGGGAAGAGAGUGAGGGAAGCCCUAGAAAGCAUGGCGGUGGAAGACGCAGGCAAGACUUCAGCUUCAGAAGAUCAGAGCAAGACGGAGUCGAACCCAAAAUCAAUGCAAGACGAGAACGAGCUGGAAGAAGGAGAGAUCGUCGGCGGCGGCGGCGACGAGGUGUCUUCGAAGAUCGCAAAGCCGCUGCACCACCCUCUGGAGCACUCAUGGACCUUCUGGUUCGAUAGCCCCUCGGCCAAGAACUCCAAGCCCAAGCAAGAGGACUGGGGCAGCUCUAUUCGCCCGAUCUACACCUUCUCUACUGUUGAGGAAUUCUGGGGUAUAUACAAUAAUAUACGCCAUCCAAGCAAGUUGUCUAUGGGGACGGACCUCCAUUGUUUCAAAAACAAAAUUGAGCCUAAGUGGGAGGAUCCUGUUUGUGCUAAUGGAGGGAAAUGGACUCUAACUUUUACUAAAGGGAAAUCUGAUCAUCCCUGGCUGCAUACGUUGCUAGCACUGAUUGGGGAACAGUUUGAUCAUGGAGAUGAAAUAUGUGGAGCAGUUGUCAAUGUCAGAACUAGGCAAGAAAAAAUUGCUAUUUGGACCAAGAAUGCAGCAAAUGAGCCUGCUCAGAUGAGCAUUGGAAAACAAUGGAAGGGCUUUCUGGAUAACAACGAAACUAUAGGCUUCAUAUUUCAUGACGAUGCAAGGCGACAGGAGAGAGGUGCCAAGAAUAGAUACACAGUGUGAUCUGUAUAGUGCUCGUUUCUAGUACUCAAAUGUUUUCUGAACCCGAGCAUUGUAUGCUUUAGCUGCGAGAGUGACCAAGUUCUUGCUAAUUGUUCCCCCUUCCCCUCGUAUGGUUUAGUUAGUCUUCCUUUUAAAUGAUAAGAAUGGACAUAGAUGCUGUUUCUUUUCUA